AUGGAUGUCCCCGGCGAGAGCGAGAGCUGUCGGCGCGGCGUGUGGCGCGCUUCGCUCGCCGUGCGGUGCGCUCUGCUGCUAGCCGUGUGCGCCCUGCUUGCCUCGCUGGCGGCGCUCGCCACGGUCCUGGUGCGUCGGGCGCAGGAGCCGCCGCGGGCGCUGCAGCCCCCGAUGCCGCCGACGCCAGUGCCUUCUGGCUCUGAGAAAUCGCAACAUGGGAAGGUACCCUAAAGCUCAUCUAGUCCAACCCCGCGCGAGGCGGCCAGCGCUAAAACAAGCCUUUCCCCAUUUCUGCUUCUCCGACGCCUCUAACGCCAGACUUCUCUUUUCUUUUUCAGAAUUGUACUCGCCUCGUCUUUAAGAUCAGCGAAGGUACAAGUAAGUAUCCCUUCCCGGAACACGUGUGCGCACUUGGAGUCCAGAAAGAAGGCCUUGUGGGAUAGGGGAUCACGCACUAGGACUGUAGAGAAGGUGGUUCAAAAUGCAGGGGCCAGGGAUCGCUUUGGAGCGCAUAGAAUAACCCCUGUUUUAGAACAGCUACACUGGUUGCCAGUUUUGCUUCCAGGCCUGAUUUAAUGUGUUCACACGAGUGUUUGAAGCCCUUGAUUAUUUGGGGCUCCAAACAUCUGAAAGACUGCCUUCAUUCCUACCAACCUUCUUAGCUAUAAAGAUCUGCAAAGGAGGCUCUGCAGUUCUCAGAAGUACAGAGAACGGCAGCCUGGGAGAGAGUUUUCUCUGUGGCAGCCCCUAAAUGGUGUGCCUAGCACCUUCAUCCAGGGCCGGAUUUCGGUUUGAUGAGGCCCUAAGCUACUGAAGAUAAUGGGGCCCUUUAUAUGUCCAGCUGUCCUUUGUCAACAACAAAUUGCCGCUGUUUUUUGUGUUGAAUAUAUGCUAUAUGGUCAUUUAUGGACCUAAUUAUCUAAAGUCAUUUGCGCAUAGCAAAUCAGAGCCUACACAACACAAAACACUGUUGCUGUAUGUAGGUUUUAUUUUAUUUGUUGUUUAUCUUAUAUUUUGGAAGUGUGGAUCCAAUUUUUCCCCCUUUAAUUUUUUUUGGGCCCCCAAAAGAGUAGGGCCCUAAGCUAUAGCUUGUUUAGCUUAUACGUAAAUCCGGCACUGCCUUCAUCGUACAGCGUUGAAUGUGUACAUUGUACAGCUCCAUAAGGUAUUUUGUGUUGAGGGAAUUGCCUCUUCUGCUGAAUUUAUACUAUUCUGGUUACUGCAUUCAUGUAGCUUUGUACAGGUGAAAGGUUGAUAAAGAAUCUUAUAAAUACAAGAAAUAAGUCUUCUAUGAGACUCCAAGGAAACUGGUGGGUGGCUCUGUUGGGUUGCUGCUGGGAUGAUGCAAAGGAACUGGUUGCUGUGGUGUGACAGAUGUUCCCACUUGAUUCCUCUCUUUUUACAGCACGCUUAAGGAACAGGCAACUGAACUGGUGGGAUUGUAAAGUUGACGGAACAAUAUGUAGCUCAAUAUUUGAAUACAAUUCUUCAAGACUGGGAAUUAAGUAUGAUGGCCUGUACAGCAUCUAUGCCCAGAUGAAUAUUUCACACCAGUUAGCGAAUGUUAAAGAGAAGGUGAAUAUCAGCCUCAUCAUCCAUGGCCAUCGUGACGGACACUCUUUCCGUAUUCUGACCCUCCCGUUGAGUUACCCUGCUACAGCGCAUACAAAGGAAACUGCAGUCACAGUUUUCAUGGAUGUCUCAUCUUAUCAACUGAAAGAGAAUGAUAAACUUUCCGCGGAAUUAAUGGCAAGUAACAAAUACAAGAGCUGGACCCUUAGUCCCAAGGGUAACUUUUUUGGUAUCUCCCAGGUUCCUGCAGAGCCUAUUUCAGAAGAAACUGGAAUCAAAUGCCGUUCUUCGGUGUGUGGAAUGGAGAAGGGUGCUCAAGAACUUUCAGACAACGCUUGA
Molecule: messenger RNA, 1911 nt
Organism: Podarcis lilfordi (Lilford's wall lizard)
Lineage: Eukaryota; Metazoa; Chordata; Lepidosauria; Squamata; Lacertidae
Source: the annotation of a GenBank genome assembly